CAAUCAUAACUUAUAAAUUUUUGCUUAGUUGAGGAUUUUACCUUUAACCAAAAGAGAGAGAGAAAAAAAAAUUUAAACAGUAAAUAGUUAAAGAUUAACUGAAGUAUAUUGAAAGAAGAAGGUAUCUUUAAUUGAUUUGGGAAGAUAAUUGUCAUAUACAUAUAUAUCUAAGAUAUUCAAUCCAAUCUUAUAAUAAACUUUCAUUCAUCUUUAUUCCCUGUAAUAUCAUCUUCAAUAUCAUUAUAAAUUGAUCAACCAUUAAGUCAAGUCAAUAGCAAUACCACACAUCAACAACAACAACAACAACAUCAUAAUCAUAAUAAUAAUAUCAUCAUGUACGCAUUAUCUAAAAGAAGUUUAAUAACUUCUAUGGUUAAAUUCCAACCCAUUGUUCAUAAACAAAUUGGUUCUAAUUUAAUUAAUCAACAAAGAUAUAUUUCAAGUAAAGAUCUUACUCCAAAACCAUUAGAAACUGAAUUUCCAUUAAUGAGUCAAAAGACUGCUUCAAGUCCAGUUGAUUAUGUUUUAACUUCAUUAGAUUCUAUAGCUAAUUGGGCAAGAAAAUCUUCAUUUUGGCCAGUUACAUUUGGGUUAGCAUGUUGUGCAGUAGAAAUGAUGCAUGUAUCAGCACCAAGAUAUGAUCAAGAUAGAUUAGGGAUUAUUUUCAGAGCUUCACCACGUCAAUCUGAUAUUAUGAUUGUGGCUGGUACUGUUACUAAUAAAAUGGCUCCAGCUUUAAGACAAGUUUAUGAUCAAAUGCCAGAUCCAAGAUGGGUUAUAAGUAUGGGAUCAUGUGCUAAUGGAGGAGGAUAUUAUCAUUAUUCAUAUAGUGUGGUUAGAGGAUGUGAUAGAAUUGUUCCAGUUGAUGUUUAUGUUCCAGGAUGUCCCCCAACCUCUGAAGCAUUAAUGUAUGGAGUUUUCCAAUUACAAAAGAAGAUGAUGAAAACUAGAAUCACAAGAUUAUGGUAUAGAAGUUAGUUGGAGUAUUUCAUUCCAUCUAUUUAAUCAAUCCAUCAUAGUUUCCUUUCUUUCUCUAUAUAUAUUAGUAUAUAUUUCAUUAUUAUUAUUAUUAUUUAACCUUCAUUCAUUCAUUCAUUCAUAUAUGUAUAUAUAUAAAUCAAAUAUAUUAAUGGCAUAUUAAGUAGUUAGUUGUUGUAAAUGGAAGUAAGUUUGGCAGCAGACGAUAGAACAGUGUAGAACAAAAGAAACAAGAACGUGACUCGUCACGUUCUUGGGAUAUUACCUAAAUAGGAAGUGCGAACAUUUUCUUUCUUUUCUCUUUUUAAAAUUCCAAAAAAUGUUCGCAUUAAAAAUUUAAAUU
Scheffersomyces coipomensis is the source of this 1321-nucleotide messenger RNA. RefSeq names its product Fesur1p (gene FESUR1). The record is from RefSeq and is a predicted model, not a curated record. The transcript is spliced from 2 exons. Bases 334 to 978 code for a protein of 214 amino acids. Lineage: Eukaryota; Fungi; Ascomycota; Pichiomycetes; Serinales; Debaryomycetaceae. Gene Ontology annotation, biological process: mitochondrial respiratory chain complex I assembly; electron transport coupled proton transport; aerobic respiration. Gene Ontology annotation, molecular function: 4 iron, 4 sulfur cluster binding; NADH dehydrogenase (ubiquinone) activity; quinone binding.